CUCUCUCUUGCUUCCCUCUCACACGCUCAUUAACAGGUAAACCAUACUGCGCUUCCACAAUUUUGCUAGCUUUUAGGGUAUGUGUUAGGAAUGCCAAGAGUUUCGGAGGACUGAAGAGCGCUAUAUUUGAGAAGUACAAUUUAAGGGUUUUUUUUUUUUUUGGGAAUUGGAAGCUCUCCACUUUGACAGGAAGGUUUCAUAGUGAACAACAAUGGCUAAUCUUUCGGGACUUGCAUCUGUUGCAAAUCCAAACCCUAAUAAGUCGUUCGAGGUUGUUCAACCUCCGACAGAUUCGGUUUCUAGCCUUACUUUCAGUCCCAAGGGAAAUUAUCUCGUUGCUACUUCUUGGGACAACCAGGUUAGAUGCUGGGAGAUAAUGAAGUCAGGGACCACUGUUGGCAGCGUGCCGAAAGCAUCUACUAAUCAUGACCAGCCUGUCUUAUGCUCUACUUGGAAGGAUGAUGGAACGACCGUCUUUUCUGGGGGUUGUGAUAAGCAAGUUAAGAUGUGGCCACUGAUGGCUGGUGGUCAAGCCGUGACUGUGGCAAUGCAUGAUGCACCUGUCAAAGAGGUUGCUUGGAUUCCACAGAUGAAUCUCUUAGUUACAGGAAGCUGGGAUAAAACCCUGAAGUAUUGGGAUACUCGACAACCCAAUCCGGUGCAUACUCAACAACUCCCUGAUCGCUGCUAUGCACUAACAGUUAAUCAUCCUCUGAUGGUCGUUGGUACUGCUGAUCGAAAUUUGGUUGUUUUUAACUUGCAAAGUCCUCAGACUGAGUUUAAGAGAAUCACUUCACCCCUGAAGUAUCAGACAAGAUGUGUUGCAGCAUUUCCUGAUCAGCAAGGUUUCUUGGUUGGCUCAAUAGAGGGGAGGGUGGGUGUUCAUCAUUUGGAUGACUCACAACAAAGUAAAAACUUUACCUUCAAAUGCCAUAGAGAGGGCAAUGAGAUAUACUCAGUCAAUGCUUUAAACUUCCAUCCUGUACACCAUACUUUUGCAACAUCGGGCUCUGAUGGUGCUUUUAAUUUUUGGGACAAGGACAGUAAACAGAGACUCAAGGCCAUGUCUAGGUGCAGUCAACCUAUUACUUGCAGCAGUUUCAACAAUGAUGGCUCAGUAUUUGCAUACUCAGUGUGUUAUGACUGGAGUAAGGGUGCAGAGAAUCAUAACCCAGCAACUGCAAAAAACUACAUUUUCCUUCAUGUUCCACAGGAGGCCGAGGUGAAAGGGAAACCACGAAUUACAAGUGGUCGAAAGUGAAUUUGCUCAUCU
This is a messenger RNA of Telopea speciosissima, 1273 nucleotides long. RefSeq names its product protein RAE1-like. The transcript has 11 exons. Gene Ontology annotation, biological process: RNA export from nucleus; transcription-dependent tethering of RNA polymerase II gene DNA at nuclear periphery. Gene Ontology annotation, molecular function: ubiquitin binding; RNA binding. The record is from RefSeq and is a predicted model, not a curated record. Bases 212 to 1261 code for a protein of 349 amino acids. Gene Ontology annotation, cellular component: nuclear pore. NCBI's taxonomy places the organism in Eukaryota, Viridiplantae, Streptophyta, Magnoliopsida, Proteales, Proteaceae.